Molecule: messenger RNA, 1522 nt
Organism: Gekko japonicus
Lineage: Eukaryota; Metazoa; Chordata; Lepidosauria; Squamata; Gekkonidae
Product: RH-like protein
Exons: 10
Coding region: 196-1434 (412 amino acids)
Biological process (GO): ammonium transmembrane transport; ammonium homeostasis
Cellular component (GO): plasma membrane
Molecular function (GO): ammonium channel activity
Source: RefSeq, a predicted model, not a curated record
GCCAGGCCUCCUCUCCCACUGCUUCAGAUAAGGAAUAAAGAGGCCGUUGCCUGGCGCAAAUGCUUCCAGGACUCUCUUAUCACAUUCAGACUUUCUCUGCUACUUUCUGUCUUUUUUUAUUUGAGGCUGAUGAAACAUUGAAACAGAAGGAAAGAUAUUAAUGCUGGCUGGACUUUUUUUUUUUAAUGCCAUACAAUGGCUUCCAAGUACCCUCCAAGUCUCCGGAUUCAUCUCCCAGCUCUGAUCCUGGUGUAUGAAACCUGUUUCAUCCUCAUUUUUUAUUUUUUCGUUUUGUAUGACCGUGAAAGAGACCUUGAUAUCUACCCAGCAUUUCAAGAUGUCAGCGUCAUGGUGUGUUUUGGUUUCGGCUUCUUUCUGGCUUUCUUGAGAAGAUACAGCUUCAGCAGCACUGGAUUUGGCCUUCUUCUCACUGCCCUGGGAGUGCAGUGGGCUGUGAUCAUGGACGGAUUCCUGUUUCAUUUCUCACAUGGGAAAGUGAAGAUCAGUCUUCAAAGCAUCUUAACAGCCAUUAUGAGCAUCCCCACAGUGUUGAUUUCGGCUGGAGCUGUGCUUGGGAAAGCCAACCCAAUCCAAUUGAUCUUCAUGGCUAUGAUGGAGGUGACCAUUUUUACCACUAACCGAUGGAUUGCUGUGGGUAUUCUGCAGGUGCCAAACCACUUAAGCAUGAUGUACGUCCACGUGUUUGGAACUUACUUUGGGCUGAUGAUAGCCUGGUGGCUGUAUCAUCCCUCCCUGAGCCAGAAAGCGGAGAAGGAGAACACAAAGCCGGUCUCUCGUUUGUUUGCAAUGCUAGGUACUCUCUUUCUCUGGAUGUUCUGGCCCAGCUUCAAUUCAGUCCUGAUUGAUGUGGGGCACAAAAGUGUCACCAUCUACAACACCUAUUUUGCAAUCGCUUCAAGCACUGUUGCUGCCUUUGCGCUUUCGGUGGCUACCAACAAAGAUGGAAAGUUCAGCAUGGCCCAAAUCCACAAUGCUACACUGGCUGGUGGUGUCGCUAUUGGCUUUUCGGCUUCCAGCAUCCAACAGCCUUGGAUCGCAAUGACUUUGGGCCUGCUGGCUGGGUCCAUCUCCAUACUGGGAUCUGUCUUUUUGCAGAAAUGCUUGAAUACUUCUCUGAGGAUCCAUGAUACCUGCGGAGUCCAUACCACAUUUGGCUUGCCCAGCUUGUUUGGUGGGAUAGCCCACAUCAUUCUUACCUUAGCAGACCACUGGGGAUCCAGCAACCAGUCUCACUGGGGUUACAUGGCUUUGAUGGAACUUGGUGCCCUCUCUCUGAGCAUUGUCCUAAGUCUUGUAGCUGGUCUUGUUACAGGUUUCUUGUUAGUUUCUAAAUUAUGGAAAGCAUCCCAUGUAACGAAGUACUUCGACGAUCAAGCUUAUUGGGAGUUCCCGCACUUAGCCAUAGGAUACUGAAUACAGACAUCCAAACUGCUGCAAACCAGACGCUGGAGAGAGUAACUUUCUGUUACUGUGAGACUGUGUGGAAUAUCAUUAUGAGACU